AUGGCGUGCAAGCGGGCCACCACGCGGGAGCUCCGGGCGAUGUACGAUGACGAGCCCUCCUCCAUGUCCCUCGAGCUCUUCGGCUACCACGGCGUGGUCGUCGACGGUGAUGAUGAGGAGGGCGACACCGCCACCGCCCUCCCCCAGCUCUCCUUCGUCGAUAACUUCAAAGGCGGGUGCGGGUCAGCAGCGGCGGACUACUACAGCUGGGCGUACAACGCCUCCGGUGGGACGCCCGGCGCCUCCUCCAGCUCCACCUCUUCGGUGCUCAGCUUUGAGCAUGCCGGCGGUGCCGGUCAUCAGCUGGCUUGUAAUUCCAGCACAGGUGACGAUGACUGUGCGCUCUGGAUGGACACCAUGGCCGAUCAGCAUGGCGCUGCCAAGUUUGGGUUCAUGAACCCAGGGUCGGCCGAUGUCGUCCCAGAAAUCCAGGAGAGCAGCAUCAAGCAGCCGGCCAAGUCUGCGCAGAAGCGCUCGAGCUCGGGUGGUGAGGCGCAAGCGGCGGUGAAGAAGCAGUGUGGAGGAGGCAGGAAGAGCAAGGCCAAAGUUGUGCCUACAAAGGACCCUCAGAGCGCCGUUGCAAAGGUCCGAAGAGAGCGCAUCAGCGAGAGGCUCAAAGUUCUGCAGGAUCUGGUCCCCAAUGGCACAAAGGUGGACAUGGUCACCAUGCUCGAGAAGGCAAUCACCUAUGUCAAGUUCCUGCAGCUGCAAGUCAAGGUGCUGGCGACCGACGAGUUCUGGCCGGUGCAAGGGGGGAAGGCGCCGGAGCUCUCCCAAGUGAAGACCGCCCUGGACGCCAUCCUGUCUUCUCAGCAGCAACCCUAG
Messenger RNA from Triticum turgidum subsp. durum (durum wheat), 825 nucleotides. Lineage: Eukaryota; Viridiplantae; Streptophyta; Magnoliopsida; Poales; Poaceae. The record is from the annotation of a GenBank genome assembly.